GCUGACUCUGACUAGCAUACACUGCCACGAGAUGAUCGCGGUGAUCGAGGCAACAUCGUGGCACUGGAUUGACUCGGACGAUGCAAGGCACAGGAUAAGUCAGCACGAACGAAUACUAGCAGUCAUAUAUCACUUUCAACCAAUUGCAAAAGUAAAGUCUUCUGGGUACUUUACUCAAGUCUCUGGCAUUUCACUGUGACCGCCACAGUAAUUUGCCUUCGAGUCGCUCGUUGUUGCUGCCAAUGAGUACGAUGGAUGUUCCAAUUGAGAUAUUCGCACACAUCAUCGAGCUUGUCAUCGAUCGCCGUGAUCUGUGUUCGAUUUGUCUGGCGUCCCACACCCUCAAUGCGAUAGCAACGCCGCUCCUAUACCACACCCUCGACUCCCGCACAAUCUCACGCAACCACAAUACCUUCCUUUGCCAUCCUUCUUCCACUCUCCUCAGAAAACCACACCUAGCAAAGCAUGUUCGUCAUGUCACAGAAACCGACAAUGACCAGUCUCCGUCUCAUGCCAUCCAUAACAUCAUCACCAUUCUCUCCUCCCUCCCUCUCCGUGCCCUCACCAUCCGCACCCGCGCAGACCUCGGGCAACACGUGUGGAAGCGCAUCUCAGACUUCAAAAACCUUCAGUCGGUCGCCGUCUGGUCUAUGGAAGGCCCUCCUCGCGUAUUGCAAGGCUGGGCAGAACACCUUUCACACUCCCUCACGCACCUUGAACUUGGCCGCUGUGCAGGCGUGCCUCCCUCGAUCCUUAUAUCCAUAUUUUCUCACCUGCCCCUUCUCACCUCCCUCCUCUUAAAGGGGGCAAAUUCAUCCUCCAUCCCUCCUAUCCUCGCUCUUCUUCCAAACCUCGUAUUUCUCGAUACAGACUUUCUCCCCACUUCCCUCUCCAGAUCACCUUUCACGGUAUCUCCUAUCCCACCCCGACUUACCCAUCUCACAAUUCGUACAGGCUCUGUAGACCUCCUAGGCCCUCAAAAUCUCUGGUGGUGGAUUAGCAAUCUUGUUCCACACAAGAACACUCUCCAUUCCUUCACACUGAACGCGUUCACGGUUCAAGGAGCCAUCCACGUCCCGCGUGGAUUCCUCCUGGAUCUUGCCAAAACUCACUCUUUGACCCUCUCCCAUUUCGUUGUCGGCGUCGCUCAGCUCGCUUUACCAGAUCUCUCUGCCCUUUGCUACCACUGCACCGAAAUCCAAACCAUCGGCUGCGGUGUCGCUAGCCCAGAUGUGUCCUCUAUCGCCCGCGCCACAGCCAGCGCACACAACCUUCGUACUCUCAAGCUCCAUGUUCGAUGGAUGCCACAAGUAGCUUCUACUCCCUCCCACAAGGACGAGGAGGAGGAGGAGGAGGCAUCCCUCACAGACGAUACCAACCCAGCCCCUUUUCACGAUAACCACAUGCAUCAGCCCAGUCCACUUCCCGCCCUUUCUCUCCCGUCUACUCCGACAGCUUCUUCUCCCGGUACAUUAGAGUUAAAUUCCAGUCAUCCACGCCCUUCUGGUGACCUCCAUCCACCUGUUCUUUCCUGGCCCCGCUUUGACACUCUCCUAUCGAGUGACGGCCUGAUGCUUUCUAAUUCCUUACAGCGCUUUAAUUACAAUUUCCCUGUAAACCAGUUCCAUUUUCCUGUUCACCGCCAAUCUCCCGCAUCUACUUCCUCGCACGACACCGAUUCGCAUACCCUCGCCGAUGUACGCGCACUUAUGCUCCGCCCUGACUCGUCACUAAGAACAGUAGGAAUGGGGGAGGAAAUCUAUACGGGUCGAUGGGUACUAAAAACAGAUGCUGGACAGGGGUCUGAGAUCGUGUUCGAAGUCGAGAGGGACCUCGAUCAUGAGCGGUGAGGUUGAGGUGUUUGACUAGGAGUGGUUCGAGCACCCCCUGACUUGCUGGGGGGAAGUACCACACACAUACAUUGAACGGACAGUACAACGACGAGCCGUAAGAGGUGAUGGUGGAUCUGUAACAAGAGGUGCUGUCGUGUUAUUCGUAUUAUAUACAUGGACUUGUUUACUCCUGUCAUUGCUUAAGAUCUGCGUUGCCAUUUAUGUGCACGCAGCGAUCCUCCUAAUUUAUUGAUCUUUCAACACCAGU
Serpula lacrymans var. lacrymans S7.9 is the source of this 2100-nucleotide messenger RNA. RefSeq lists its product as uncharacterized. The coding region runs from base 243 to 1850 and encodes 535 amino acids. The transcript is spliced from 5 exons. Lineage: Eukaryota; Fungi; Basidiomycota; Agaricomycetes; Boletales; Serpulaceae. The record is from RefSeq and is a predicted model, not a curated record.